ACGUCAUAAUCCUGCGACUGUUUAUAUGCGACCAUCAUGGCUCUGUUUCCAGCUUUCGCAGGAGUCGACAGUAACAAAGUUGAAGAUUCGUCUAAAGAAUUAGACUGGCUGACCAACAGGAGUUUUAAGACUGGAGAUGCCCUCGCUCUACACAGUCGUUUGUUUGAGACCAGUGAGAGGCCGAAAGAGAAGGAAUCAAGUGUAGGCAGAGAGCUGAGCUCUGCGGAGGAGGGGGAAGAGGAGGAGGGUAAUGUGCCACCCAAAAAGAAGAAAAAGAAGAGUGAAAAGAAGAGAAAAAAGAAGAAAAAACAUAAAAAGAAAAGUGGGAGAUAUUCGGACAGCAGUAGGUCUGACUCUGAAAUCAUUUUCCCCAGUGACCUCAAAAGGGAGCAAGAUGCAGACAGUCCCCAGGCUGCUCCGUUAGCAUGUCGUUUCUCCUGGUUGGAUGACCUCCAGGCGCCAACAGAGCAGCCGUUCUGUGUGGACUGUAAAGCAGACCCUGCCAACUGGACGUACAAGUCCCUGUACAGAGGAGACGUAGCCAGGUAUAAGAGGAAAGGCAACUCCUCCUUGGGUCUGGACCCUCGCAGACAGGGAGUCAGCUGGGCGGAGUCCGAGUCAAAUAAGAAACAGAAAGGCGGGGACAAGAAGAAAGCAGCAGACAGAUACUUCUCUACAGUCAGUCGGCAGCUGCUGAGGUCCGAGCUCCCUGUUCCUACGUUACCUACCGUUCUUGAGUGCAGCGAUGUCAUCAGCUCCACCUCCUUUCUUCCGCUGGGUGAUAAUGAAGAGAACAAACGAGGAGGGAUGGGUGACAGAGUGCAAACAUCAUCAGUAAAUCCUCUCGGAGUGUAUGACUCCUCCACGGCCCUGUGGCUGCAGGGGAAGGGGCAGCAGGAGCAGACAGAGCAGCAGAAGCAGGACACCGAGACGGGACAGAGUGCAGCGCUAUUGACCGGAAGGACUGAAGAGUUUAACAGACGGCUCAGAGAGCAGCCAACAGACACGCAGCUGUGGUUACAAUUCAUACGAUACCAGGAUGAGCUCAGUGCAACAUCGUUUGGAGGCGAGGAGGAGCAACAGGGCGGCAAUUCGGCUGAUCGUCGUAAGUCCUCCAACCGAGCACUCCUGGAGAAAAAGCUGAGCAUCGCAGAGCGUGCAGUGGCCACCAACCACAGCUGCAUAGCUCUGCAGCUGGAGAGGCUCAGGAUCUGCCAAGAGCUCUGGGAGCCCUCACUUCUGGCUAAAGAAUGGAAGAAACUGGUUUUCCUCCACCCCAACAGUGCCCCCCUGUGGAGGGAGUAUCUGCUGUUCACCCAGAGCUACUUCAGCAACUUCACGGUGUCAAAGGUCAACUCUGCGUAUGGGAAGUGUCUAAGCACACUCAGUGCAGUGCGUGACGGCAGCAUGGUCUCUCACCCGGCCCUGCCGGGGCUUGAGGAGGAUAUGUUGGAUAUCUUCAUCCAGCAGUGUCAUUUCCUGCGUCAGUCUGGUCACUCAGAGAAGGCGAUUUCUCUGUUUCAGGCCAUGAUCGACUUUACAUUCUACAAACCUGACAGCGUACGAGAACUCUCCACCAAGCAGCAGGUCGAGUUCUUUGAGCCGUUCUGGGACAGUGGGGAGGAGAGGGUUGGAGAGUUGGGGGCCAGAGGUUGGAAAGCCUGGAUGCUCCAACAAGAGCGAGGAGGGUGGCUACAGCCCAAUGCAGAAGAAGAGGAGGAGGAGGAGGAAGAGGAUGAGGAGGAGGUAAAGGACCGGAGCCAGCCCAGAUGGACAGUCUGGUUGGAUGUGGAGACGUCUCGUGAAGCUGCUCACUGGCUGCCCUGGAGGCCUGACAAAGCCAAGGGCCAAUCAGAAGAGGACUGUGAGGACCCAGACAGACAGGUGUUGUUUGAUGACAUAGGUCCAUCCCUAAUUUGUCUGUCUACACCGGAGCUCCGGCUCUGUCUUCUUCUCCAUUUCUUUUCAUUCCUGGGGCUGCCUGUGGACUCUGUGCUCUCUGCUGCCCCCUGUCAGCCUGGCCUGCUGCUAGAGAACCUCUCUCUACUCACUCAGGGUAAUGAGCUCAGGCAUCCUCUGACCUCCCACAACCUACCUGAACCUGGGGUUAACUCUGUAGGUCACAUGACCACCCUCCAGGGAACAAGGAAGUGCGUGGGGCUUGGGAAGCAGGGUGAGAGGUUUGUCACCAAUGUGAUCAGUAUGGUCCAAGCUGUCCUUCCUGUCCACCACCGAGCUGCCCUGUCACUCAGCUGGAUGCAAUACGAGAAACUCAAGGUCUGGCGCUGCUUGCGUGGCAGCAACAAAAAGCGUCUUCGUUCUCAGGGUAAACGCAGCAAGCGGGUUGCCAAGCAACUACUCAAGGAACCCGACAACCGCUCAUCUUUGGUGCUGUGGCGGGAGUACGCUCACCUGGAGUGGAUGCUGGGCAACUUUGACGAGGCUCGCAAAGUCUUCUCUACGGCCACAGCGAUAGGGGGAACCAAAGGUCUGAAGAGCCCCGCCCUCUGUGAGCUGUGUCUGCUGUGGGCCCAGCUGGAGGUGGAGGAAGGGGCCGGUGAGCGAGGGGGAGGACAAACCGAUGUCACCGUGUCCCCAGCUGUGUGUAUACUAACCAGGCUAGCAGAAGGAACUUCUUCAUCGUCCUCUUCAUCCUCCCAGUCACUCUCUCCGGUUUCCAUCCUGAAAGCCAGGAAGUUGUAUGAACAGGCUCUGACUGCUGGCUUGUCAGCCCUGGACCAAAACCUCAACAACCCUCAGGCCAACAGAAAAGCAGGCCAUGAGGACCUGCUCGGAGAGAAGCUGAGGCUGCGAGGCCUAAUAGGCUGCUACACUCUGUUCCAGUACCUCACAAUGGGCAUCCAAGCAGCUAAUGCUGUCUACAGCCAGGCUAGAGGGAGGAUGGAGGAGCUGCACAGCACGCUAACACUUGACAAGCAGCUUAACAGUAAUGAGAAAGCUAACCUUGCUAGCACAGAUGCUAGCCAGUCUGCAACUGAUUCUAGCCAUAGCAGCAGGCACUUUGCUAACAGGCUAGCUUCUGAAUGUGAGGCAUUAGCAGUGCAGAAGGCAGUGCUGCUCAGGUACCACAACAGCAUCAGUGUGUUUCCACUGGCAACACUAAGACAGACACUGACCUGUGCCCUCCCCACCUGGCCCAGCAGCGCCCCUCUUUGGAGCAUAUAUGUACAGGUGGAGAACCGUUACCAUAGUGCUGGCCGGGCGCGUCGCUUUUUUCACUCUGUAACCAGGGACAACAGCAGUGUGGUGCCGCGCCUCUUUGCCAUUGUUGCUGAACAACAAAGGAAGCAGCUGGUGGACGCUGCUCAGAGGUCUUGUAGCCAUGAUGCUGCCUUGCCCAUCCUGCCAGAGAAUGGCCUCAGCAACCGUAUCCGUGGACUGUUUGAAAGUGCCAUAGCAACAGAGAUGGGUUCUCACUGUCCUUUACUUUGGAGGAUGUACAUGCACUUCCUGGUGUCAGAGGGGAGGGUAGAUCAAGCCAAAGGGAUCUUCUACAAGGCCUUACAGAAUAUUCCCUGGGCUAAGGGUUUGUACAUGGACGCAGUGCAGCUGUUCCCUGAACAUCUGCAGGAGUUCGUAGAUCUGAUGACGGAGAAAGAACUCCGACUCAGACUGCCCUUAGAAGAACUGGAUAUACUACUGGAGGACUGAACACACACAGAUAUCAUUCAAGAACUUGUGUUUGCUUUAUUGCCAACUUGCUAGUAUCAGCACACUUGAUGGCAGAGCAGGAGAACGCAAAAACUUGGGACGCUUACACACACAUAUCUGCAGUAUUAAACAGUGAAGUUGCAGUGAUCAUAUGGGUUCAGGGCCAUUCUUUCUACAUAAUGUCUUUAUUUUCACAGCAAAACACUAGUUAAUAAAAAUGUGAUUCUC
Messenger RNA from Epinephelus moara (kelp grouper), 3900 nucleotides. It is a transcript of the gene nrde2, whose product is annotated as NRDE-2, necessary for RNA interference, domain containing. The coding region runs from base 37 to 3672 and encodes 1211 amino acids. Gene Ontology annotation, cellular component: catalytic step 2 spliceosome. Gene Ontology annotation, biological process: negative regulation of RNA catabolic process; regulatory ncRNA-mediated post-transcriptional gene silencing. NCBI's taxonomy places the organism in Eukaryota, Metazoa, Chordata, Actinopteri, Perciformes, Serranidae. Gene Ontology annotation, molecular function: protein binding. The transcript is spliced from 19 exons. The record is from RefSeq and is a predicted model, not a curated record.